Molecule: messenger RNA, 1107 nt
Organism: Pieris brassicae (large cabbage white)
Lineage: Eukaryota; Metazoa; Arthropoda; Insecta; Lepidoptera; Pieridae
Product: cell adhesion molecule 4-like
Exons: 9
Source: RefSeq, a predicted model, not a curated record
AUGAGUCAGCCGAAGUUUUCAUCCAGUGAAAUUGGUACUCGAGCCUACUUCUACGCCACGGUCACUCCUGCUAUUCUUUUAUUGGAAAAUGUGACAUCAGCAGAUAGUGGAAUAUACUGGUGUCGGGUAGACUUCCUACACUCAGCAACACGAAACUAUAUGGUUAAUUUGACAGUCAUCACUCCACCGAAUCAACCAACUAUAAUUGAUGCGAGGACGCAGGAUUCAAUUCGUUUGUUGGAACCUUAUAAUGAAGGAGACACGAUUGAGCUAUUGUGUGAAGUAAAAGGAGGAAAUCCACGGCCAAGUCUCAUUUGGUAUUUAGAGAACACCAUAAUAGAUGAGACGUUUGAAGAAGAGGACAACGGAGUUACCAGCAAUGCAUUAACAUUCCCAAGAUUGGGACGAGAGCAUCUUAAUGCUAGGCUUAGUUGUCAGGCCUCCAACACAAACUUAUCGCCACCGCCGAGUAUGUUCCAAAGAAUUAAUGAAUCAAACUUGACCCGAAGUGUAGUACAGCUAGUGCCAGAACCACAAGAUCAUGAAAGAUUCCUGAUUUGCCAUGCUGAGAAUCCUCAUCUCAGGGCAAAGAGCCUCGAGGACACGUGGAAAUUAGAUGUUCAAUAUGUACCAAUAGUCAGCCUCAAAAUAAGCCUGACUAGCAAGAAGUCGAAUCACACCUUGGAAGGAGAUGACGUUUACUUGGAAUGCACUGCACGAGCCAAUCCUCGUCCUAGUAAAUUAUUUUGGUUCAAACAGGGUAUGCAAAUAGAGCACAACGCCAGCGCAGGGGUUUUUGUGAGCGAGCAAAGCCUGGUGUUGCAAAAUGUAAUUCGCAACGAUUCCGGAGAGUAUAAAUGUGCAGCACAGAACGAUGAAGGAAAAUCUACAAGCAUCCCAGUUAAUUUACAAAAUUGUUCAGUGUUGAAUUGAAGCGUUACAGCUCUGCAAGUGGAGUGUCAAGAAGGCUUCGAUGGAGGUCUUCCUCAGGUAUUCCAUAUGGAGGUGCUGGAACUACCUUCUAUGAAUGCUCAUUCAAGUUAUCAAACCGGUUCAAAGGUACAGAUAGGUGGCGCUGUUCGAAACUUGCAGCCAUUGCCUCUCUAG